This is a messenger RNA of Setaria italica (foxtail millet), 954 nucleotides long. Its product is annotated as BTB/POZ and MATH domain-containing protein 1. NCBI's taxonomy places the organism in Eukaryota, Viridiplantae, Streptophyta, Magnoliopsida, Poales, Poaceae. Gene Ontology annotation, molecular function: protein binding. The record is from RefSeq and is a predicted model, not a curated record. Bases 1 to 954 code for a protein of 317 amino acids. Gene Ontology annotation, biological process: protein ubiquitination. The transcript has 3 exons.
AUGUUUGUUAAGGAUAAAAGUCUUUUCUCCACCAAUGAAGAGACAGAACGUGUGCAAAGACGAUGGGAGGGAUUUCUCGAGUUCAAGCUUGACUUGUCGCGGACCAAGGACCUCGCCGCCGGCGCCGGGGAGUUCGUCAGCUCCGUGGAUUUCUCCGUCGGGGGCCAAGUCUGGAAGAUCAACUGCUACCCUCCUGGUUCCAGGAGAGAGAAGUACGGCGACCACCUAUCCAUCUACCUCCAGCUCGUGAGCAAGCCGCCCAAAAGCGUCAAGGUCAUCUUCGAGGUCUUCGUGAUGCGCAGAGACGGCAAGCCAUGCUUGUCCCACUUCUACUCGAGAAGGUGCAUGCAGGUCUACCCAUUACCGGACGGCUUCAAGGAGUGGGGGUGGCAUCGCUUCACGACAGGAAGCGACCUCAAGUUUUUCUACAUGGUGGAUGGCGUCGUCACCCUGGUGUGCGGGGUCAUAGUCGUCGGCGGCGAAUACGAGCCCGUCUCCAGCGUGCCACAUUCCGACCUGGCGAGCCAUCUCGGCGGCCUGCUGGAUUGCACCGCCGGCUCCGAUGUCUCCUUCGUCGUUAACGGCGAGACGUUCCCUGCUCACCGGGCGGUGCUCGCCGCCCGCUCACCGGUCUUCAAGGCGCAGCUCCUUGGCUCCAUGGCAGACGCCAAGAUGCCAUCCAUCACAUUGCACGACAUGGAUCCCGCGGCGUUCAAGGUUUUGCUCCGGUUCAUGUACACGGAUUCCUUGCCUGGGGAUGAUGAGCUCGGGUUCCCUCCAUCUGCUUUGCACUGUGCCGAGAUGUACAAUUGCCCUGAGCUGAAAAGGAACUGCAUUGCCUUCGUUGCCAAGGAGGAAAAUGUCAAGAAGACCCUGUUAACCGAUUGGUUUCUUCUGUUGGUGCAGAAGAUUCUAUCGAUUAUUGCCGAGCUGAGGAAGAAGUUGGGAGUAUAG